Molecule: messenger RNA, 3837 nt
Organism: Seriola dumerili (greater amberjack)
Lineage: Eukaryota; Metazoa; Chordata; Actinopteri; Carangiformes; Carangidae
Gene: cmtm6
Product: CKLF like MARVEL transmembrane domain containing 6
Exons: 5
Coding region: 116-682 (188 amino acids)
Cellular component (GO): membrane
Source: RefSeq, a predicted model, not a curated record
UCUAAAUGCGGAAGUUUGACUGAAGUUAGUUGAGCAGCAGAAACAAAGCGACGAGUUGCUGCGCAGCUGGAAACUUUAUUUUCCCUGAGAGCUGGAAGAAAGUGAGCGCUCCAUCAUGACCUCUGAAGUUUACUCCACGACGACGGCUCCGAACCCCAAAUCCUCAUUGUGCCUGGUUCCAUCAGAACAUCUGGACAAACCCCGCUUCCUGGUCAAAGUUAGUGAAGUGCUGCUCUCCUUCGUGGCCUUCAUCCUGGAGGAGGUGGUCAACAGCUGCAUCAGCUGCUCCGCCCUCUACUUCUUUGAGUUUGUCAGCUGCACCGCCUUCCUCUUCACCCUGCUGCUCCUCAUCCUCCUCUCCACCAGCCUGCACAGCAGGGUGGGCAUCACCUGCUGGUCCAGCCUGGACUUCAUCUACACUUGCGCCAUCGCCCUGUUCUUCUGCAUCUCCUCCAUCGCUUUUGCUGCACAAAACAGCGGCACGGACCUGGAGAAGAGUGCUGUGGCGUUUGGUUUCCUGGCAAUGGCGGCGUUUGUCAUUGACAUCGUCUUGUUUAUUAAGACCUGCGGGUUUCCGCUGAAGAAAGGCGGGAAGCAGGAGUCCAGUAACGGCGGCCCCGCAGCGAUGGUGGCUCAACCUGAGGCGGAGAAACUCAACCCGCCGAUCAACGUGGCAUCAUAAGUCUGUUUCUCCGUUCACAUGGGUGCGCUGUGCUCAGAGGUCAGAGGUUAUUUUAUGCACUAUUCCUUUAACGUGACGACAGGAGGCGGAGCUUCAACGGCAGGUUGUUGACCUGAUGUCCAUUUUUUAAGUCAUUUAAAUCCUGUUUUUAAUUGUCGUUCACCUCAAUCUGCCUAUAUUGAAUCAAUCAGAGUCGCUCAGCGUGGCUUUUUAACACCAGCAGGUGCAUUGAUGGAAAAAUACUGAGGCGGGAACGAUCCAGAUGUUUUUCCUGUUUUUUUAAAGAUUUAAAAUGAGGUUUUUAAGGAAGAACAGACACUAAAACCAUCGAACCACUAAACCAUCUCUUGAUUGAAACGUUACAGUGAGUUAGAGCUGGACACAUGGACCUGUCUUUACUGUUCUCUACUCUGUUUUUUUAAAAUCAUGAAUUUACUGACACAUUUUGUAUAAAUUGACAAUGAAAAUCAAAUCAAUACUUUUUCAUAAAUCUCCCAAAAUAAUCGACCGAUGAAAUUAAGACGAGCAGUUUUUCGUGGUGGUCAGGUGGUUCAGGUCAGCGGAGGUCAAAGGAUGAAUCAAGAUGACAAAUGAUCAGUGGCAUUCGUAAGAAAAGACACAUUUUUGUCCCAAAAAAAUAAUUAGUAAAAUAUUUUUCUCUAUAUUUUUUUUUUUCGUCCUGAGACACAAAAUAUUUCAGAUGUAACAAUCAGAAGAAAAAAUCUAAAAAGUUUAAACUCGAACGUUCCCCAAACAGCAGCAGCAGCAGCACGUCUUUAUCAGCACAGAUUAGUGUUGCUUGUUGUUUGUUGUUGAAGAAGGUGAACGGUCGAAACAAGCAGUUCUAUUUCAGAUGGUUUGGUCUUUUCCUGAAGGUGUGAUGGUUUGGAGUGUCCAGCAGAGGGAGCUGUGUGAUGCUCCUCAUCUUCACUCACUGUUGAGUCAUAGAUCCAGACAGACAGAGUCAUCUGAAACAGGAAGGUAAUCAUGCAUCAUGUUUGUUUUCAAGCUUAAUUAAUUAACCAGACUGACCAUCGUUUGUCUUUCAUCCGACCUUCAUCCAGUGAACCUGAUGAGGAAUGUUUUGACUAAUGAAUCUGAAUUAAAGCAGCAGUGAGUGACGCUGAGCACAGGAGGUUUUCUCUGUCACAUGAUCCUGCUGUUCUCUGACCAACCUGUACGGGAUCAGACAGAUGUUCCACAGGUGGCAGAUUGUAAAUGUCAAUAAAGUUCAAACUGAUUGAAACAAACAGGCGGGACCUGGACAGGUGAGAUCUGCAGCACAUGGUCAUAAUAAGAGUUUUAAUGAGCAGCUGCAGGUCGUGUUUCCACGUCUUCGUCUUUCUGUCGACAUGUGCUGCAGAUCCUCGUCCACACCUGAUCAAUCAGUUCAGUCACAGAUGAGUCAGAACAUCUGGAGCACAGCAGCUGUAUUAGUGGAGCGAGUUUCUUCCUUCAGACCCCAAACGCACCGAACAGUUUCCCAUGAUCCUCCACCAAAUGCACCAUGAAGUGACGCCUCCUGAUCAGUCCCUCAGUGUCCUACCUGAACGUCCACCUGUCUCUCUACCUGACCUCUGACCUCCCUGUGGAACAAUCACUUUGUCAUUCCAUCACUUUAAAGGAAAAAUCCCCCAACAACACUUUGUUUUUCUUCCUGUGGUGAAAUGGCGGCGAGGUGGCGUCCAGCUCUUCAUGUGUCUGCUCAGCCUCGUCUUCAUUUCUAAAAGGUUCUGUGUGUGUUUUUUAAAUAUUGUUUUAUAUUCAACUUUUACGAUUGUGAAGAGAACACCUUAAUUAUUUUUUUCUUCGGGUUUUUUCCACUUCAAUGGUUCACAUCCUUUAGUUCUUCACCACACUGCUUCCUGUUCCACCAAUUUAACGCUCGUCUUCAUCACUUUAAUUUUUAAGAUGAAUGUUUAUGAAGGAAAUGAUGCUGUUUUGUCAGAUAUAAAUAUUCAUCAUAUGAUAUCAUAUCUUACUGUCACUGUAUGUAAUGAUUGUUGCUCGUUGAUCACUGACUCAGAAGAAAGAGUUCAGGAUAGAAAAAGAAAAGAUUCGUCUGAAUUAGUGUGUUUAUGACGUCCUGAGAGAAGCUGCCAGCUGCGCAGCAGGGAGAGAGUUUUUAUGGAUUUUUUUCGUUGAAUAAAGACAAAACAAAACUUUAUUGACAAUGAAUUAGCUGCCAUUUGUGCCUCUUUGUGGUUGUUGGUAGUUGUAGUUGUUUUUUGUCUUUGUGCUUCUCUGUCGUCGUUUUCCUCCCAGAUGUGGGUUUAGGGAUCAAAACAACAUCAUGCUUAGGUGAAAUAUUCCUUUAAUAUUUUUAAUUGUCAGUUAAAACUCUAAUCAACCUCCACACACACACACACACACACACACACACACACACACACACACACACACACACACACACAGAGUGGCUUUAGUCACAAUGAUGCUGUUUAAAAGAUGAUUUUUGUUCUUAUUUUAACAUUUAUGCCCAGAAAAUAAAGCGGACUGCAAGUUCAAACCAAACACAACACAGUUCCACCUGUUCCUGCUGCACGUGUCAUGUUUCUAGAUGUUUAAAGAUGACGCUUUUUUCUACAUUCCUUUGUUUAGUCGAAUCAUUUCUUCUUUCUCUGUUUUUUCAUUGUGUUCAAUUUCCAGAAUUUCAUGAGACAAAGACGAAAUUUUGACGUCAAAACUAACAAGUUUCUACUGAUGAUGAUGAUGAUGCUGUUGUGAGAAAUUAAAUCUGAUAACUAAAAACUAACACAUCCAUAUAUGACCAAGCAAAAGCCAUGAGAGGAAUCAUGUAACUGACAUAAUUAUGAGAAGUCAUGUCAUGAUUUGGACAUAUGAGUAAUUGACAUUUGUUUUGUUGUCUGGCGGGAAACUGGUUCAGACCGGAGACAGGAAUCUGCCUUUGACUCGUUUUUACAUUUGACAUUUAUAAAAGUGAAAACAUGACAGUUGUAAAAUGUCUAAUGAAUCACUGAAAAUCAUAUUUAAUUAUUCAUGUCUGUCUGAUAAUCCAGAAAUCUGUUUUAUAUCAACAUGAUUCAUGUUCACUCUCUUCUGUAACAAAGACUGUAUGAAGGUGCAGUGAGGCUCACUCUGUCUAUGAUCAGUGAAUAUUCUGUCAUGUAAUAAAUACAUUUUCAAGAAAUAAA